GGUUCUAGCAGACGAUGAUAUCAAAAAUAAAAGAAUAUAACAAAAAACAAGAAAACUUUCUAUAUCUAUCGAACCACCCGAAUCCCGUCUUCUAUUGGUGGUUGAAUCUCAAGAUGCGAUGCUGAUGGCUACUGUGUAGUAGUAUAACCCAAAUUGAUGCGCUACUGCCGUAAUAACUUCAAGAAAAGGACUUUUUAAAACUUUUCCCAGUGCCGUGUUCAUGCCAAAUAAUUACUCAGGCAUCAGAAAAACACCUGAAAAUUGUGCAUUAACAGAUGUCUUCCAAUGAAAAAAUUGAAAAUGGUUGCACAACAGAUGGUCCACAGGUCUCUAAUGGACAUAAUACAAGUUCUGCAGUUGCACACUCACCUAGCAUGCCCUGGUUUGGGAUGGAUAUAGGUGGGACCUUAGUAAAAUUAGUAUAUUUUGAGCCUACUGAUAUUGCCCCUGAAGAGGAGAAUGUUAGCAUAUCAGAGAUUGAAACCCUUCACAACAUUCAAAAAUACCUCACCAGCAACAGUGCAUAUGGAGCAACAGGACAUCGAGAUAUUCAUUUGCAGAUGAGCUCUAUACCAAUGGGAAACAGAGUAGGAACUUUACAUUUCAUAAGGUUUCCUACAUCUGAAAUGGAGCAGUUUCUUCAGCUUGCCAAAUCAAAAGGAUUUGCUUCUCUAUCUUCAACAAUUUGUGCUACAGGUGGAGGAGCAUACAAAUUUGAAAAAGACUUUUUAAGGGUUGUACAUUUAAACCUACAUAAAUCAGAUGAACUAGAAUGUCUUAUAGGUGGGCUUUUGUACAUUGAAGAAAUUAAUCCUACUGAGGUUUACUAUUGGGAAAACCCAAUAGACGAGAGCACUUGCGUCAAAAAGACGUACAAUUUCAAGGAUCCAUAUCCGUUUUUGCUAGUAAAUAUCGGUUCAGGCGUGAGCAUACUCGCAGUUUACGGUCCAAAUAAUUUCAAAAGAGUCACGGGUACCAGCUUGGGUGGUGGUACUUUCUUGGGACUAUGCUGUCUUCUUACCGGAUGUCAGUCUUACGAAGAAGCCAUUGCGCUUGCUGCUGCUGGUGACUCAACCAAAGUUGAUAAAAAAGUUCGGGAUAUUUAUGGUGGUGACUAUGACCGAUUCGGUCUCGAUGGAGACAUUGUUGCAAGCAGUUUUGGCCAGAUGAACUUGCCGGACCGAAGAGCAGAAGUCAGCAAAGCAGAUCUAGCCCGUGCGACGCUAGUGACAAUUACGAAUAAUAUUGGUUCCAUCACUCGGAUGUGUGCACUUAAUGAAGGCAUCGAAAGAGUAGUUUUUGUUGGCAACUUUCUUCGAGUUAACACGUUGUCGAUGAAACAGUUAGCGUACGCCAUGGAUUUCUGGUCCAAUGGUGCUCUAAAAGCCCUAUUUCUCGAACACGAAGGUUACUUUGGUGCUGUCGGCUGUUUAUUGAGACUUGUUCAUACAACCGACCUGCCCGCCUCCUAA
This is a messenger RNA of Daphnia carinata, 1472 nucleotides long. RefSeq names its product pantothenate kinase 3-like (gene fbl). The record is from RefSeq and is a predicted model, not a curated record. The transcript has 8 exons. Gene Ontology annotation, molecular function: pantothenate kinase activity; ATP binding. Lineage: Eukaryota; Metazoa; Arthropoda; Branchiopoda; Diplostraca; Daphniidae. Gene Ontology annotation, biological process: coenzyme A biosynthetic process. The coding region runs from base 276 to 1472 and encodes 398 amino acids. Gene Ontology annotation, cellular component: cytosol; nucleus.